AUGGGAGAUACAGAAACCAAAUCAUUCCUCAUCAUCAACCCAAACUCAUCAAAGUCAGUCACUGAUAACCUAAAGGAUCUUUUACCAAUUCCACCAAAGACAAAAUUAGAAUUCUAUACAGGCCCUUCAACUGCUCCACCAGAAAUAGAUGGUCCAGAAACCUCAAGACAAUCAACUGAGGCUUGUUUCCCAGACUUGAGAGAUAAUCACAUGAAACAUGAUGGGUAUUUAGUAUGUUGUUACUCAGAUCAUCCUUUGAUUUACAAACUACGUGAGAUCACAAAGAAACCUGUUCAAGGUAUAUAUCAAGCAUCAAUCACAUUUGCUAGUACAAACUUCCCAGAAAAAUUUGGUAUCUUAACAUCUACAAACUCUUGGGAACCAAUAUUGGACGAAGCUGUGAAGACAUCUUUUGGUGGCGUCGAUAUCCCAUUGUUUACAGGUACAGUUGCUGCUAAUGUUAACGUUUUGAAACUUGGUGAUCCAAAAUAUUUCCAAAAAUUAGUAGAAAGAGCUAAAAUUUGUGUUGACUCAGGUGCUAAAACUAUUCUUUUGGGGUGUGCAGGUCUUAGUGGAUUAGAGAAUAAACUUGAAGCCGAGUUUGAUAACGUUAAAUUUAUUGAUAGUGUUGCUUUUGGUUCAGAAUUACUAAAUACAUUGGUAAGAUUUGAUAACUAA
Hansenula ciferrii is the source of this 678-nucleotide messenger RNA. RefSeq names its product Dcg1p (gene DCG1). The record is from RefSeq and is a predicted model, not a curated record. NCBI's taxonomy places the organism in Eukaryota, Fungi, Ascomycota, Saccharomycetes, Phaffomycetales, Wickerhamomycetaceae. The transcript has a single exon. The coding region runs from base 1 to 678 and encodes 225 amino acids.